CGCCGCUGCCGCCACCGCCGCCGCCGCUGCAGGUGUCGCCGCAGCAGUGACCAGCCAUGGCGCGCUUCCUGCGGCGCAGCCUGCGCAGGAAGAAGGGCGCCGUCCGGUUUGGCACAGAUACAGAAUUGGAUGAGUUCGAGCCUAACGCCCUGCGAUACAAGCCGGACCAUAUUGAAACACUCUGCAAAUCAACCAAGUUCAGCAAAAAAGAGAUCCAGCUUAUGUACCGGGGUUUCAAACAGGAAUGCCCGAGCGGGACAGUGAACGAAGAGACAUUCAAGUACAUCUACUCCCGGUUCUUCCCACAAGGAGAUUCCAACGCCUACGCGCACCACAUCUUCAACACAUUCGAUACCGACCACACGGGCACCAUCAACUUCGAGGAGUUCGUAACCGCUCUCUCCGCGCUCAGCAGGGGCGACAUCUACGACAAAUUGCGCUGGGCCUUCUCACUGUACGACGUUAAUGGAGACGGCUAUAUCACCAAGGAGGAGAUGCUGGACGUAGUCGGGUCCGUGUACAUGCUGGUCGGCCGGCGGGCCAGCCCCACGGGAGAGGACACCACCACCAAACAACACGUCGACAGAAUCUUCCAGAGGAUGGACAUCAAUGGUGACGGAGUGGUCACUCUGGAAGAAUUUGUAGAACUGUGCAGCAAUGACGAGACAAUCGCUCAGUCGUUAAAUCUGCUGGAUACGUGUUUUUGAACGGCCCGGGGCGCAGCGCCGGAAGAUGGCCGCCCAGGACCAUUUCGCGUCUGACAGAGACGAGCAGCGCCACUCCGCGUCUGACGGAGACGAGCAGCGCCGCUUCAUAGCAGACGGAGACGACCAGCGCCGCUCCGCGUCUGACGGAGACGAGCAGCGC
Pollicipes pollicipes is the source of this 867-nucleotide messenger RNA. RefSeq names its product Kv channel-interacting protein 4. Bases 57 to 707 code for a protein of 216 amino acids. Gene Ontology annotation, molecular function: calcium ion binding. NCBI's taxonomy places the organism in Eukaryota, Metazoa, Arthropoda, Thecostraca, Pollicipedomorpha, Pollicipedidae. The record is from RefSeq and is a predicted model, not a curated record. The transcript has 8 exons.